This is a messenger RNA of Bombina bombina (fire-bellied toad), 2925 nucleotides long. RefSeq names its product glutamate metabotropic receptor 4 (gene GRM4). Gene Ontology annotation, molecular function: adenylate cyclase inhibiting G protein-coupled glutamate receptor activity. Gene Ontology annotation, cellular component: membrane. Gene Ontology annotation, biological process: G protein-coupled glutamate receptor signaling pathway; regulation of synaptic transmission, glutamatergic. The record is from RefSeq and is a predicted model, not a curated record. The transcript is spliced from 10 exons. NCBI's taxonomy places the organism in Eukaryota, Metazoa, Chordata, Amphibia, Anura, Bombinatoridae. Bases 16 to 2670 code for a protein of 884 amino acids.
AAAGGUUCGCCCCAUAUGAACUCAGUGAGAAUUGAAGGAGACAUUAUUUUAGGAGGUCUCUUUCCUGUCCAUGGUAGGGGUAGUGAUGGCAGAGCCUGUGGAGAACUUAAGAAGGAGAAGGGCAUACACCGUUUAGAAGCCAUGCUCUAUGCACUUGACCGCAUCAAUGCUGAUUCUGAUCUUCUGCCAAAUAUCACACUGGGUGCCAGGGUUCUUGACACCUGUUCCCGAGACACCCAUGCACUGGAGCAGUCCCUUAGCUUUGUUCAGCCUCUUAUAGACAAGGACAGGACAGAAGUACGGUGUCUGAGUGGAGGGAAUCCUAUUAUUGCACAACCAGAAAGAGUAGUGGGUGUAGUUGGAGCAUCUUCCAGCUCUGUUUCCAUCAUGGUGGCUAAUAUUUUAAGACUUUUCAAGAUACCGCAGGUGAGUUAUGCCUCCACAGCUCCAGACCUCAGCGAUAACAGCCGCUACGAUUUCUUCUCCCGUGUGGUCCCAUCUGAUACUUAUCAAGCUCAAGCCAUGGUGGAUAUAGUCAAGGCCUUAAAGUGGAAUUAUGUGUCCACUCUGGCGUCUGAGGGCAGCUACGGCGAGAGCGGAGUGGAGGCCUUUAUUCAGAAAUCCAGAGAGGAUGGCAGUGUUUGCGUGGCACAGUCAAUCAAGAUCCCAAGAGAACCCAAGGCUGGUGAAUUUGACAAGAUAAUUCGCCUCCUUCUGGAAGCAUCCAGUGCUCGUGCGGUCAUCAUUUUCGCAAGCGAAGACGAUAUCAAGAGAGUGCUGGCUGCAGCGAAAAGGGCCAAUCAGACAGGACACUUUAUGUUUGUUGGUUCUGACAGUUGGGGUUCCAAGAUCUCCCCAGUACUACAGCAAGAGGAAGUGGCAGAGGGAGCUGUCACCAUCCUGCCACAGAGGGUGGCAGUGAGAGGGUUUGACCGUUAUUUUACCAGUCGAACAUUAGAUAAUAACAGAAGGAAUGUUUGGUUUGCUGAGUUCUGGGAAGAUAAUUUCCAUUGCAGGCUGAGCCGUAACUCCCCGCGCAGAGGAGGUCAUGGAAAGAAAUGCACCAGUCAGGAGCGGAUAGGUGUGAGCUCUACGUAUGAACAGGAAGGGAAGGUGCAGUUUGUUAUUGAUGCAGUAUACACCAUAGCUCAUGCCCUACACAACAUGCAUAAAGCGGUUUGCCCUGGCAGUGUUGGGCUGUGCCACCGAAUGGACCCAGUGGAUGGAACUGACCUCUUAAAAUACAUUCGCAGUGUAAACUUUUCUGGUAUUGCAGGGACCCCUGUUACAUUCAAUGAGAAUGGUGAUGCACCCGGGCGUUAUGAAAUUUAUCAAUACCAGAUCCACAAUGGCACCACUGAGUAUAAGGUUAUCGGACAAUGGGCAGAUCACUUACACUUGAAGAUGGAUCGCAUGCAUUGGCCAAGGAACUCUUUCACCCCUACGUCUUCUUCCUCCAACUACUUCUCUCAAAUACCUCCUUCGAUUUGCAGCCAGCCUUGCCGGGCAGGUGAAAGUAAAAAGGUAGUAAAAGGCAUUCCCUGCUGCUGGCAUUGUGUUCCAUGUGAUGGUUACAAUUACCAGUAUGAUACCUACACUUGUAAGCGAUGCCUCAACCAUCUGCGGCCCAAUGCCAACCAUACCUCCUGCGUACCCAUCCCGGUGAUCAAGUUAGAAUGGAGCUCUCCUUGGGCUGUUGUGCCAGUCCUUCUGGCUGUGCUGGGCAUCAUAGCUACUCUAAUUGUAGUGGGAACUUUCAUGCGUUACAAUGACACUCCCAUUGUUAAAGCCUCAGGUCGUGAGCUGAGUUAUGUACUUCUCACCGGCAUAUUCCUGUGUUAUGUCAACACUUUCAUAAUGGUAGCCGAGCCAGGCUUUGGAACUUGCUCUUUGAGACGUGUAUUUUUAGGUUUGGGUAUGAGUAUCAGCUAUGCUGCCCUCCUCACAAAGACCAACCGAAUAUACAGAAUAUUUGAGCAGGGUAAAAAGUCGGUUAGCCCACCACGAUAUAUUAGUCCAUCCUCUCAGUUGGUCAUCACUGCCAGCCUUUCUUCUGUCCAACUUCUGGGAGUAUUAGUGUGGUUCUUGGUGGAUCCAUCCCGAUCUAAGGUGGACUAUGAAAUCCAUCGCACAGUGGACCCUGAGCAAGCAAGGCGUGUAUUGAAGUGUGACAUCUCAGAUCUUUCCCUAAUCUGUCUGCUUGGUUACAGCAUGCUUCUUAUGGUCACCUGCACAGUUUAUGCCAUCAAAACCCGUGGUGUCCCAGAGACAUUUAAUGAAGCAAAGCCCAUUGGCUUCACCAUGUACACCACUUGUAUUGUCUGGCUAGCAUUUAUCCCCAUCUUCUUUGGUACUUCUCAGUCUGCUGAAAAGAUGCACAUCCAGACUACCACGUUAACCAUCUCAGUGAGUUUGAGUGCCUCAGUGUCCUUGGGAAUGCUCUAUAUGCCCAAGGUUUAUGUUAUACUUUUCCACCCGGAACAGAACGUCCCCAAGCGCAAGCGCAGUCUGAAAGCUGUUGUUACUGCAGCCACUAUGAGCAACAAGUUUACCCAGAAAGGAGGUUAUAGACCUAACGGAGAGGCCAAGACCGAGCUGUGUGACAGCAUGGAGACACAAGCUCUGGCCAGUAAAUCUACAUAUGUCAGCUACAGUAACCACGCUAUAUAGGCAACACAGAUUGGAUGAGCCUUUUCACAGUGGGAGGUGCCUAACCACUGGGUCACAUCAGCUGUCGCUCCCAUUGAGCACCGGGACCAGUCAAGAAGACUAGUUAACCCGUCAUGGGGAGGAGCAGCGCGUCUGGCGCAGACGGGAGAAACAAAGAUGGCUUCCAUUUAAAAGCAACAGGCCUGUUCAGAUAAAAUCCUUCCAACCCAUGUUUUAGGGUAGGAGGAACAUGAAUUCAGUUCCAUUCGCUCCAGU